AUGUCCCGCAAAGCAGGAAAGAAAGGAGCAAAGCCAAAAAUAGAAGAUGAUGAUGACGAUCAAAUGGCUUUCCUUUUAGCAGCAGCCGCCAAAAAUAAUGCUAAGAAGGAAGAAGAAGCGAAAAAAGUUUUAAUUCCAGAUGAAGUUUUCAAAGAUCUUCCAGAACCACCACUUAAGCUUCACCCAGACGGAAACUUUGGAGAAAGAUGCAUCCAAAAGUACAGUGAUGAAAUGCUUGCAAAAGUUACUGUUGAUACUUCAGCAGAAGAGAGACUUGCUGAACUUAAGGAAGCACUUCCAUCAUUCCGUGAAGCAGGCAUUAUCCAUCAAUCUGUCUGCGAAUGGGCAAUGAGAAGUGAAAUCAUCAAGCCAGGCGUCAAUCUCAACGAUAUGUGCGCUCGUAUUGAAGAAGGCGUACGUCGCAUGGUCGAGUUCAACCCACCAGUUCGCGGCUUGGCCUUCCCAUGCGGCUGCUCCAUCAACAACUGUGCCGCGCACUAUUCUCCACUUCCAGGCGAUACAAGAGUUCUCCAGAAGGACGAUGUCAUGAAGAUUGACUUCGGUGUCGCCAUUAAUGGCUACAUUAUCGAUAGUGCUUUCACUGCAUGCUUCGAUCCACGUUUUGAUCCACUCAUUGAAGCCUCCAAACAAGCUACAGAGACAGCAGUCAAGAUGGCUGGCCCAGAAGCCCGCAUCAGUGAGAUUGCCGCUCAAAUUGAAGAAGUUAUUACCUCAUAUUCAAUCGAAUUAAAUGGAAAGACAAUUCCUCUCAAGCCAGUCUACAACCUUACCGGCCACCAGCUCGGCAAGUACAUCAUCCACUGCGGAAAGAGCAUUCCUCUCACAAACAGAUCUCAUACAACAGAUAAAAUGCUUCCAGGCGAAGUCUACGCCUGCGAGACAUUCGCAACUACAGGCAAGGGCAUCGUCUUUGAUGACGGUAUCACAAGCCAUUUCAUGACAGUGAAGCAACCUCCAACUCCAAAGAGCGGAUCCGAACAGAAGUUGCUCACUUUGCUCCAGGACAACUUCAAGACAAUGGCGUUUUGCCAACGCUUCAUCGAACGAGCCGGAGAUAGAACUUAUUCGCUCACUUUGAACGAACUCAUCAAGAAUAAGAUCGUUAAACCAUACCCACCACUUUCUGAUGUUGAAGGAUCCUACGUUUCUCAGCAUGAACAUACUUACGCUCUCUUCGAAGACCAUAAGGAAGUUUUCAGCAAACCAUUCAUGUAA
This is a messenger RNA of Trichomonas vaginalis G3, 1236 nucleotides long. Its product is annotated as methionine aminopeptidase 2 family. Lineage: Eukaryota; Parabasalia; Trichomonadida; Trichomonadidae. The record is from RefSeq and is a predicted model, not a curated record. The transcript has a single exon. The coding region runs from base 1 to 1236 and encodes 411 amino acids. Gene Ontology annotation, molecular function: metalloaminopeptidase activity. Gene Ontology annotation, biological process: proteolysis.